AUGAUCGAAGAGGAUCUUUGGAAUUAUUGGUAUCGCUUUGUUUUAGCAGCAGGUCUUGUAUGUGUUCUGCUAGAUGCCUAUUAUCGACGUGCUACCAAGAAGAGUGGUAUUCUACAUAUUCUCUCCAAGAUAGUUAAGACCAAACUGUUCUCAGAUGUCGUUGUUACUAUUGAUCAAGGACAGUUACAAGAGAUUUCAUCAGAAGACCUGGCAAUAAGACAUGGAGAUUACGACUCCCAUGAUGAUUCUCGUAAGAAUGUAGAAAUUGAGAAAGUUUUUGCUCAAGCUGUACAAGUCAUUGGCGAGAAGCUGAAGACAAUUGGUGAAGAAUAUAAAAUUGAAACACUUGUUGGACAAGAAAACCUUAAACAGGGGUCUACGAAUGAGGAUGAAAACGAAGCAACGUUAUUUGUCAACGAACAACAACAAAGAUUUCAAAUCAACAAAGAUAAUGAUGACUCUCGAUAUGAUAGUAUCGCUCGUUUAACUGUAUUACAUGUAUUCGACUUAGAUAUACGUGAUGUUGCUGAAAUAAUAUCUGAACAAAAUGAAAUAGACUGGCCUGACAAACGUAUUAAUAAAUUAUUGAUCAUGACACUUUUACGUAGCGCCGAAAAUGAUAACGAUAAAAAUACGGAAGCGACAUCCGUUGCAAAUAUCACUGAACACAAAAGAAAUGAAUGGACUAUAGACGAUGAUGUGGCUGGUGUGAAUGCAUUACACAAAUUCAAUCUAGCUUUGGUUGAUCUUAGGCGUUACUUUCAUUAUGACAAUGAUCUAUGUCACGUUUUACAAUGUAACUCAAAUACCAGUACAAUACCAAAUAUUAGUUCCUUGAACUCCACAGAUUUUCCGACAUUUUGUAACAAAAAACACUGGAUGAUAAUUGAACGUAAUCAAGAAGCAAAAAAAGCUCUCGAACUCUAUCAUAAUCAUCGCGGUGGCUGGGAAAUAUUUGAUGCUCUUUCGACGAAAUUGGUUCGCUUAGGAUUCGGCAAGAAAGGUACAGGACGAGUUGUUGCUGCAACAGAUGAUAAAAACACUAUUAGAGUUCUUUUACAUGUUGAAAAAGUGUCAAAGAAAUUGAAUGAUCUUGCUGAACGAUUACGAAAAGCUCGUAUAGAUGAUGAUUAUGUUGAAAAUGAUCUUCAAAUAUGGACAAUUAAACUUGAUAAAUGGAAACGUUAUAUUUCUGCUGUUUCUUAUUCGAUUCAUAUUAAUGAGGAUCCAACUAAUGUACUUAUUGCUAAAAUGUAUAUCUCCUCUACAAUACAACAAUUAGACUUCGAAGAACGAUUCGGUGAAGUUUCUGGCGAUAUUAAUAUUGAAGAUAACGGCCGUGUGAUUAAACACGGUACUAGCGAAUGUGGUAAUGCAUACGCACGCAUUAUAGGCGAUUAA
Messenger RNA from Rotaria sp. Silwood1, 1401 nucleotides. NCBI's taxonomy places the organism in Eukaryota, Metazoa, Rotifera, Eurotatoria, Philodinida, Philodinidae. The record is from the annotation of a GenBank genome assembly.